UUCUGGUGUUCGCUCCUAGCUCCCAGAACGUUCCCUGACACGUGGACUCCGUAUCUUUCUCCUUCCCAACGCCACUCACAGAAUAAAAACUCGAGCGCUUCGUCCUUCAAGUAAUGGCUUUCUGAUUUCGUCCCGUCCCGCUUCGCAGUGCUCUUUUUCUUGAGGAGCGACGGUAAGGAGCUCCAAAAGGUCCACUAAGCAAUAAAUAGUGGCAUGGGAGGGAACGGGAGAGACGACUUUUUUGGUGUGCAGGAUUCAUUUCUAGACUCUAGUGUUUUCGGUCGAGCAAGGAGCAUGUCAUCAAAUUUCUUUGGUGGUAGGAAUCUAUUUGACGACCCAUUUUUCGCUGAUCCUUUCUCUGCUUACCGCUUCAGAAGCACCAUGGGCCCAAGCAUUUUUGAGAAUAGCAUAUUUGGUUCACAUGGAAACCCAUUUGGAGAAGGAAAUAAUUUCGAAUUUUUAGAGAAUCAUCUUUUGCAGAGACAUAAACCUUCUGGCCCAAUAAUUGAAGAGAUGUCUGAUGAUGCUGAGAAUGUCGAGACUUCUGAGGAGCAUGAAAAAGAUCCUGAAAAGAUUCUCAGUUCUACAAAGGAAGCAUGGGCUCAGGAUCCCAUUGAGAAAUCAAGAGGAGUUAAAGAGCAUCAAAAAAAUCAGAAUGAACUACAUAAACCUUCUGGUGGGGAACCUCAAACGAGUAAAUAUGCCUUUCACAGCUCAACCACGAGAUAUGGUGGCAUUAAUGGGACAUAUUACACAUCUUCCACUACGAUGAGAAUGAGCGGCGAUGGGGUGGUGGUGGAAGAAAGGAAAGAAGCUGAUGCCAGUUCAGGCAGGGCGACACAUAGGGUGUCUAGAGGAAUUCAAGACAGGGGCCACUCAUUUACCAGGAGGCUGAAUUCUGAUGGAAGGGUGGAUACCAUGCAGACACUGCAUAAUCUAAAUCAAGAUGAGCUGCCUGGAUUUGAAGCAGCAUGGAAGGGGAGUGCUGGAGAAACCUUGCUGGAAUGGAAUCCAGGGAUUAGCAUGCGUGGAUAUGAAGAGACGAGGCGCAGCAGCAAUCGAAGUGGACGGCCGUCGAAGGUUAUCGAGAUUGAAGCUAUCCCGUCCACAGCAGAUCAAAUAGAGGUAUCAAGAACCGGAUCUCAGACGUAACGAUAUAUAUUCAAGUCCUUAACAAGUUUACUCCUAGACUUCAUCCCUGCAUAAUUAUAUCAUGCUCCACUUAGUUCUGAUGGGUUUAUUCCGUCGAAUGCUAUGUCCAAUCAUAUACAUGUGCUGAACCUAUAUUAAUUUGCUCAGUAGGUGUUUUUAAGUAGUGGUAUUGUUCUCCAUCGUAUUGUCACAAUGUUGUAAGAGUUUCUGCUGCUGUUAUAAUACAUGGACUUUUGUUUUAA
Messenger RNA from Phalaenopsis equestris, 1394 nucleotides. RefSeq lists its product as uncharacterized. The record is from RefSeq and is a predicted model, not a curated record. The transcript is spliced from 7 exons. Bases 214 to 1152 code for a protein of 312 amino acids. Lineage: Eukaryota; Viridiplantae; Streptophyta; Magnoliopsida; Asparagales; Orchidaceae.